Molecule: messenger RNA, 3547 nt
Organism: Adelges cooleyi (spruce gall adelgid)
Lineage: Eukaryota; Metazoa; Arthropoda; Insecta; Hemiptera; Adelgidae
Gene: Gart
Product: trifunctional purine biosynthetic protein adenosine-3
Exons: 18
Coding region: 303-3335 (1010 amino acids)
Biological process (GO): 'de novo' IMP biosynthetic process; adenine biosynthetic process
Cellular component (GO): cytosol
Molecular function (GO): ATP binding; phosphoribosylamine-glycine ligase activity; phosphoribosylglycinamide formyltransferase activity
Source: RefSeq, a predicted model, not a curated record
CUGACCUAUGCGAGAAGUCUCACAAGGCACAACUCGCAAGCCGACGAUCUCUGUGUGUUGUAGUACAAUAGUCAAUAUUUAGAAAACACAUAUUAUACCGUUUCCAUUAUAAAUGUCAUCGUCGCAAUCUUUAUAAUAUAUCUCUAGUUUUUUCUCUCUAUGCUGCAAAUAUUAAUUAUUACACUGUCCUCUUUUCUUCGUUCCUCUUCGGAAGUAUAUUGACUGUAACAACUAACAACUCGUAUCGUAUACUGUAAUUUUGUUUUUGCACGUGUUUUUCUUGUCACAUUUUUGAUUCAAUAAUGGCUGUUGUACUUGUUGUUGGUGGCGGGGGACGAGAAAACGCCAUUGCUUGGAAACUUUCGAUUUCCCCACAAGUCAAAAAAAUUUAUAUAACCCCAAACAAUAUAGGAGCUGCAUUAUUACCUCAAGUGGAAUUUGUAGAGCUAGAUGUGAAUAAUUUUGAGGUUGUAGCUAAGUGGUGUGUUACAAAAUGCAUCGACUUGGUUGUUAUUGGGCCGGAAGAUCCACUCGCAUCAGGAAUUGCUGAUGUAUUAAUUUUACAUAAUAUAGCUUGUUUCGGUCCGACUGCAAAAGCAGCUCGUAUUGAAAGUGACAAAGAAUGGGCUAAACAGUUUAUGGAUGAUUUUGACAUUCCAACAGCGAGAUGGAAAUCGUUUAGUGACGUCAAACAAGCGACUGAUUUUGUUUAUUCAGCCGAUUAUCCAGCACUAGUAGUAAAAGCAAGUGGUCUAGCUGCUGGAAAAGGUGUUGUGGUUGCUACAAAUAAACAAGAAGCAUGCUUAGCGUUAGAUGCAAUCUUGACGGAAAACCGUUUUGGGAAAGCGGGACAAACUGUUGUCAUUGAAGAAUUACUAAAAGGAGAAGAAGUUUCUGUCUUAUGUUUCACUGAUGGCAUUAAUAUUAAUGUUAUGUUACCGAGUCAAGACUAUAAAAGAGCAUACAACCAAGACAAGGGACCAAACACUGGAGGAAUGGGUGCUUUUUGCCCUUGUUAUAACAUGCCACAAGAAGAGUUGGAUGAGGCUAAACAUAUAUUGCAAAGAGCUGUUGAUGGUCUUCGUAAACUAGGAACUCCUUUUGUAGGUGUACUAUACGCUGGAUUAAUGGUGACCAAUGAUGGCAUAAGGGUUUUAGAAUUCAAUUGUCGUUUUGGAGAUCCAGAAACUCAAACCAUUUUACCAUUAUUAGAGUCAGAUCUUUAUGAAAUUAUGAAAGCGUGUGUUAACGGUACAUUGGAUAAGGUCAAAGUUGAAUGGAAAUCCGAUCAAUUUUGUGUGGGUGUUAUGAUGGCCAGUAGAGGGUAUCCCCUUACUUCAAGUAAAGGCGAUGUAAUAUCUGGACUACCAUCUGUGACAAAAGGCAUGGUAUUCCACAGUGGCACCAAGUUGAAUAAUUAUGGUGAAUUGGUAACAAACGGUGGACGUGUUUUAAUCGUAGUAACUAUGCAUCAAGAAUUAGUUUUAGCCGCCGCUAGAGCUACUAUGGCCUGUGGCAGAAUAAUGUUUAACGGUGCACAAUUUAGAACCGAUAUUGCUCAUAGAGGAAUAGCUAGGGCAAUUCUAGCCAAAGGCGCAACAACCUAUAAAUCGAGUGGAGUGGAUAUAAGUGCAGGUAAUGAGUUGGUUCCAAUUUAUAAAGAACUGGUGUCUGUUACAAAACGCCAAGGAAUUCUCGGCGAGCUGGGUUCAUUUGGUGCCAUGUUUGACCUUAAAGCUGCAGCUUUUCGAGAUCCCAUCCUUGUGUCCAGUUCAGAUGGAGUCGGAACUAAAUUAAAGAUCGCAUUGGCUUGCAGUAGUCACAAAGCGAUCGGUCAGGAUCUUGUAGCCAUGUGUGUAAACGAUAUUCUAGUUCACGGAGCUGAGCCAUUGUUCUUUCUUGAUUAUUACGCAACUGGUCGAUUGGAAGGUGGAAAUGUAAUUGACGUAGUCAAGGGCAUAGCUGAUGGUUGUUAUCAAGCUGGAUGUGCUCUUAUUGGUGGUGAAACUGCAGAAAUGCCUGGUCUUUACCAUAACAGUGAUUAUGAUAUUGCUGGCUUUGCGUUAGGAGCUGUAGAAAGAGAAAAAAUGUUGCCAAAACUUAACGAUAUAAUUUUUGGAGAUGUUGUAGUCGGCCUUGAAUCAAGUGGGCCACAUGCAAACGGGUUUAGUUUGAUCCGAAAAAUAAUGGAAAGAGGCUGUCACAAAUACUCGGAUGAAGCUCCGUUUAGUUUAGAUAAGAAAACAUAUGGAGAAGAAUUAUUGACUCCUACAGAAAUCUAUGUUAAUCGUGUAUUACCCGCAAUAAGGAAUAACGGAAUAAAAGCAUUAGCCCAUAUAACUGGUGGUGGCAUUUUAGAAAAUAUUCCUCGUAUCCUACCUAAAGACAAAAAAGUAAUUUUGGACGCUACAAAGUGGGAAAUAAAACCGAUUUUUGGUUGGAUAGCAGCAACAGGUAGCAUCAAUGAAACAGAAAUGUUACGCACAAUGAAUUGUGGACUUGGUAUGGUGUUGAUUGUUGCUGAAGAAUAUGUCGAUGAUGUUUUAUUAUGUACCAAUGGUAAAAUUGUUGGUACUGUUGGAGAUAAACUUGGUGAUGAAACGUCUGUCGAAGUAAAGAAAUUCGCAAACGCCAUGGAACCCUUGAUGCGGCCGCAUAUACAAACAUAUGUUGCUUCUAGGAUGCAUCCGAAAAUGCGUGUAGCUGUUCUCAUAUCGGGCAGUGGAACUAACUUGCAGGCUUUAAUCGACGCGACUACAGAUGAUUCCUCGAUGAUGUCGGAAAUUGUUUUGGUUAUCUCAAACAGGCCUGGUGUUGAAGGCCUAGAGCGGGCUAGGCGAGCAGGAAUUUUAGCUUUGGAAAUUAAUCAUGAAAAUUAUAAGAGCCGUGAAGAAUUUGAGGAUGAUAUUUUGAAGGCUUUGGAUCAAACGCAGAUAGAUGUUGUGUGUUUAGCGGGCUUUAUGCGAAUAUUAACCAAACACUUUGUAAGCAAAUGGAGAGGUCGUUUGUUAAAUUUACACCCUUCGCUUCUUCCUCUGUUCAAAGGACUUAAUGCUCAAAAACAAGCCCUUGAAUCGGGUGUUCGUGUAGCCGGUUGCACUGUACAUUUUGUUGAGGAAGAACUUGAUUCUGGUGCUAUUAUAGUCCAAGAAGCUGUGAACAUUAGUGUGGAUGACACUGAAGAAAGCCUUAUAGAAAAAAUUAAACAAGUAGAACAUAUAGCUUAUCCAAAAGCUUUGAAACUGUUUGCGACCAAUCAAGUAUAUUUGGAUAAAGACGUAGGAAAAACAAAAUGGUUGACUAAUUCAAGUGAUGUGUAUCGAAAUAUUGUUUGAUAUUAUUUUCAAACAACUUAUAUUUAAUGUCUUCAAACUAUUAUUUUUCUAUUAGUUUUAUUGUUUUUUUUUUCUAUGAUAAUCUUUCUUUUUCUUAUAAUUAUGAAGUUUUUACAAUUCUUGUUUUUUUACUGUGUUUAAAUUAUAUAUUUUUGUAUUUUACCGUUUUCCUCUCAAGUUUAGUACUAAUAUUGGAGUAUUAUUUUCCGAUC